UGCUGUCUUUGCCCAAUAGUGCUUCAGGGUACAAGGAGAGCCAGCCUAGGCCUUGCAGCUUUGAAGCUGUGCCAGCUCCCUGCCCCAGACUGCUGAAUAUAACUCUGCCCAGGCCUGAGCAAGACUCAAACUUGCCACACUUCUGACUUUUUACAAAAGAGAUAUUUUAGAAUAACCUUAAAUGUCAGACCUACCCCCUCACCCCCACAACCUGCCUGGAUAUCUCAUAAAUUAUUCUACAGUAAAACUUUAAUAGAAAUGCUCAGAAAAUGAAGAAUUCUAGUCAAUGAAGUUUUUGGUAACUAACACUAAGAGCAGUUCAGAGUCCCCGUUGCAGAAGAUUUGUCCUGCUACCACCAUGAAUUCUAAAUGUGAUGUUGGUACUUCUAGAGCCGUUGUGAAUGGCUUGACACCUGGCAGCAAUGGGCAAGACAAAGCAACUGCCGACCCUUUACGUGCACGCUCUAUUUCUGCUGUUAAAAUAAUUCCUGUGAAGACAGUGAAAAAUGCUUCAGGCCUGGUCCUCCCUCCAGAUAUGGAUCCUACAAAAAUCUGCACUGGAAAAGGAGCGGUGACUCUCCGGGCCUCAUCCUCCUAUGGUGAAGCCCCAACCAGUAGCCCUGUGAGCCCUCAGGAAACCCUGGAACAUGAAAGCAAGCCAGGUCAGGAGCCAGAGAAUUCUUCAGCAGAUGACUGGAGGCUUUCUUCCAGUGCUGAUGCCAAUGGGAAUGCCCAACCCUCUUCACUUGCUGCCAAAGGCUACAGAAGUGUGCAUCCCAGCCUUCUGGCUGACAAGCCCCAGGAUGCCACUUCCUCCAGCCCAGCUCAGCCUGAGGUAAUAGUUGUCCCUGUCUACCUGGUUAAUACUGACAGAGGGCAAGAAGGCACUGCCAGACCUCCAGCAUCUCUGGAGCCACUUGGCUGCAUCCACACUACCCUGGUGACUACCCCUGCUGCCUCACCUCUGACCUUCCCAACUCUAGAUGAUUUCAUUCCCCCUCAUCUGCAGAGGCGGCCCCAGCACAGCCAGCCAGCCAGUGCUUGUGGCUCCCUUUCCCCUGUUAGCCAGACACCACCAUCCUUCUCACCACCACCUCCGCUGGUCCCUCCCAUACCGGAGGACCUCCACAGAGUCUCCAAGCCUGACCUCACGGGAGCUGUUUCAAGUACCCGUUCCAGUCCUCUACUAAAUGAAGUUUCUUCUUCCCAUAUUGCAACUGAUUCCCAAGCCUUUCCACCAGCUAGCAAGACAUCAUCUGCCUAUCCCUCCACAACGAUUGUUAAUCCCACCAUUGUGCUCUUGCAGCAUAAUCGAGAACAGCAAAAACGACUCAGUAACCUUUCAGAUCCUGUCUCAGAAAGAAGAGUGGGUGAGGACUCAUCCCCAACCCAGGAAAAACCCACAUCACCCAGCAGGACUGCUGAAAAGAGAGCAAAAGAUGACAGUAGGCGGGUGGUUAAAAGCACGCAGGACCUAAGCGAUGUGUCCAUGGAUGAAGUGGGCAUUCCACUCCGGAAUACCGAGAGAUCAAAAGACUGGUACAAGACCAUGUUUAGACAGAUCCACAAACUGAACAGAGAUGAUGAUUCAGAUCUAUACUCUCCUCGAUAUUCCUUUUCUGAAGACACAAAAUCUCCCCUUUCUGUGCCUCGCUCAAAAAGUGAGAUGAGCUACAUUGAUGGUGAGAAGGUGGUUAAGAGGUCAGCCACACUCCCCCUCCCAGCUCGUUCUUCCUCACUAAAAUCCAGCCCAGAAAGAAAUGACUGGGAGCCCCCAGAUAAGAAAGUGGAUACCAGAAAAUACCGGGCUGAGCCCAAAAGCAUUUAUGAAUAUCAGCCGGGCAAGUCUUCUGUUCUGAACAACGAAAAGAUGAGUCGGGAUAUAAGCCCAGAAGAGAUAGAUUUAAAGAAUGAACCUUGGUAUAAAUUCUUUUCGGAAUUGGAGUUUGGGAAACCGACUAAUCUAGAAAAAGAUCUCAACCUCUGCCAAACAGAGUUAGAGGCAGAUUUAGAAAAAAUGGAGACGAUUAAUAAAGCACCCAAUUCAAACUCACCACAGAGCUCAGCAGUCAGCCCCACUCCAGACAUUUCUUCAGAGCCUCCUGGAUAUAUAUAUUCUUCCAACUUCCACGCAGUGAAGAGGGAAUCAGAUGGGGCUCCAGGGGAUCUCGCUAGCUUGGAAAAUGAGAGGCAGAUUUAUAAAAGUGUCUUGGAAGGUGGUGACAUCCCUCUUCAGGGCCUGAGUGGGCUCAAGCGACCCUCCAGCUCAGCUUCCACUAAAGUGGAUCGUAAAGGUGGGAAUGCUCACAUGAUUUCUUCAUCUUCAGUUCAUAGCCGAACAUUUCACACUAGCAAUGCAUUAGGCCCUGGGUGUAAACACAAGAAGCCCCUGUCAGCUGCGAAAGCCUGCAUUUCAGAGAUCCUUCCUUCCAAAUUCAAACCUAGGCUCUCUGCUCCCAGCGCUCUUUUACAGGAACAGAAGAGUGUCCUGUUGCCCUCAGAGAAGGCUCAGAGCUGUGAGAAUCUUUGUGUUUCUGUUUCUCUGAAUGAUUCCAAAAGAAGCUUCCCCCUCCAGGUGGGGGGAAGCAUUGAGAACUUGCUCAUGCGCUCCCGGCAGGAUUACAACAGCAAAUCUAGCAGCACCAUGAGCCUCCAGGAGUAUAGCACCAGCGCCCGGAGGCCCUGCGCUCUCUCCAGGAAGGCUGGGUUGCAGUUUACCAUGUUCUACCGGGACAUGCACCAAAUCAACAGAGCCGGCUUGUCCCUGGGAUCCAUCUCCUCCUCAAGUGUGCGGGAUCUUGCCUCCCUCUUUGAAAGGAACAGCCUGGCAUUGGCCAGGGGUGAGCUGGGGCCCAGCCAGGAGGGCUCAGAUCACAUCCCCAAGCAUACUGUUUCUUCUCGAAUCACUGCUUUUGAGCAGCUCAUUCAGCGGUCCCGGUCCAUGCCAUCCCUGGACCUGUCUGGCAGGCUGAGCAAGUCCCCCACACCUGUGCUGCCCAGGAAUGGACUGACCUCAGCCCGCUCAGCCGAGUCCCUCCUUGAGUCAACUAAGCUCCGUCCCAGGGAGAUGGAUGUGAUGAGCACCAGUGGUGUCUAUGCUGCCCCCACAUGUAGCAAUAUAGCAGACCACACUUUGGGCUUCAGGGGCCUCAUGCCUUCUGAGCCCCUCUCUACCUGCUCAGAUGAGCUGGACCACUUAUCAAACAUCUCCAGUGAUAGCAGAGAGGGCAGCAGCAGCAGUAUUCAUGGAGACUUCCCCAAACAUCGUCUCAACAAGUGUAAAGGGACAUGCCCUGCCUCUUAUACCCGCUUUACCACCAUCCGGAAGCAUGAACAGCAGCAGUCCUCUAGGCAGCCAGACUGGCGCUUGGAUUCCAGGGGGGACAAGAGCGCCCUCCUAAGGAACAUCUACCUGAUGAGCCCCCUCCCCUUUCGGUUGAAAAAGCCCCUCCAGCACCACCCCAGACAGCCUUCCCCUGCUGGUUCCUCAGGCUUCCUGGUGGGCCAGAGGCCAGACCUCCCCAGUCAGCCCCAUCAGGACCAGGUGCCCUCUUCAGGGAAGCCCUUGGUUCCCACUCGCCUGUCUUCCUGGCACACCAUGGCCAGGCUUAGCCGCAGCUCAGAACCCCCUAAGGAAAGACCUGUGGUCCUGGAGGACUGCUCAAGGGCCAUUAAUAAUGGGGACUCUGUGCCAUACUCAGACCACGGCCUGGACAGAAACAACAACCCUCAAAGUAAACUGGCACCAUCCCUUCGAGAUUCAGAAUCACCAAGACAUUUUAUACCAGCUGAUUACAUGGAAUCCACAGAAGAAUUUAUUCGAAGACGUCAUGAUGAUAAAGAGAAACUUUUAGCGGACCAGAGACGACUUAAGCGCGAGCAAGAAGAGGCCGACAUUGCAGCUCGACGCCAUACGGGCGUCAUUCCGACGCACCAUCAGUUUAUCACUAAUGAGCGCUUUGGGGACCUCCUCAAUAUAGACGAUACUGCAAAAAGGAAAUCUGGGUCAGAGAUGAGACCUGCCAGAGCCAAGUUUGACUUUAAAGCUCAGACACUAAAGGAGCUUCCUCUGCAGAAAGGAGACAUUGUUUACAUUUAUAAGCAGAUUGAUCAGAACUGGUACGAAGGAGAGCACCAUGGCCGAGUGGGAAUCUUCCCAUGUACCUACAUCGAGCUUCUUCCUCCUGCUGAGAAGGCUCAGCCCAAAAAGUUGCCACCUGUGCAGGUUUUGGAAUAUGGAGAAGCUAUUGCUAAGUUUAACUUUAAUGGUGAUACACAAGUAGAAAUGUCCUUCAGAAAGGGUGAAAGAAUCACAUUACUUCGACAGGUGGAUGAGAACUGGUAUGAAGGGAGGAUUCCAGGAACAUCUCGACAAGGCAUCUUCCCCAUUACCUAUGUGGAUGUGCUCAAACGGCCACUGGUGAAAAACCCCGUGGAUUACAUUGAUCUGCCUUACUCCUCUUCUCCAAGUCAGAGUGCCACUGCAAGUCCUCAGCAACCUCAAGCCCAGCAGCGAAGAAUUACUCCAGAUAGGAGUCAAACCUCACAAGAUUUAUUUAGCUACCAAGCAUUAUAUAGCUACACACCACAAAAUGAUGAUGAGUUGGAACUCCGAGAUGGAGAUAUCGUUGAUGUCAUGGAAAAAUGUGAUGAUGGAUGGUUUGUUGGUACUUCAAGAAGGACCAGGCAGUUUGGCACUUUUCCAGGCAACUAUGUAAAACCUUUAUAUCUAUAAGAAGACUGAAAACCUUCGUUUAUAUUGGAGAAUGAAGCAAAAUUCAUGCACCAGUCUCUUUAUUUAAAUUAAAUAUUGAAUCAGUAGGAUAAUUAAUGCAGUGGAUAAAGUAAGAAGUGAAAAAGAGGAAUAGAGAAGUGUUGUAUUUAAAAGGUAAGCUUGUAUAUCAAGGAUGAGCCAUGUGCUGCUGGGCAAAAACAAUUCACGUAAAUCGAUAUUUACUUAUAUGCUUCUGGCAGCUGCUCCAGCCUUGCCCUCCCCUCCAUCUCUUGGGUAAUCUGACCUGAGGAAAAGUUCAGGAGUAGAGUUAGGCAGAAAUGCUUCCUGCUAACCCAGCCUUAAAAACCCUAUAUCCAAGGGGUCCUUGAACCUAAAGCAACCUUUGGGUCCCCAGCCAUGCCCCAGAGUCACUAAACCUGAGCAUCUACUGGCUAUCCCAUCCUGCAUCCCUAGUUAUCCUGGAGCAAGCUGAUCCCCAAGUGCUGCCAGAGUUCAGUGUAGGCUGCUGCUUAGGCUGUCUUUCAUCAGGGGUGGAAGCCCCCAACCUGUCCAAGUUCAAAUCUAUCCCCUAACCACCUGAGGUCCAGGGGAGGAAGUAGAGGCAAAUUAGGAGCCCUGUACAUAGUGUCUGUUAUGCAGCAUUGCCAGUGAUGGCCAUGAUGUUCAGACAGAAAAGCACACAAGAUUCAUCCUGAGAAUUGAGGAACAGAUGGCCAGGCAGAAAUCUUACAUUCUUAUUUCCACAUGAUCAUGUCAGGAAGCCCUGCAGCUCUGGAGGCCACUUGCAAUGUGUUUCUUUAUCAUUGGCUUUUAUAAACAGUCAACUUCAGGGCAGUGCAGCUGCAUUUAUCAGAGCUCUUUUGCUAAUCUUUCAUUUCUGACUCAUGUUAGCUGGAACAGUUUGGGAUUGGUAGGCCUAUUCUCAUAGGAAAUCCAGAGCAGUGUGUAGGUGUGUAAUGAUUCAUUUAAAAUGCAUCAGUGUGUGUUGGCUUCUGGGACACCCAUGAGUAAGUCACACUCACACCUAGAAGGACUCCAUGUCUCCAGUUUUAUUCCCUAGAAGAGUUCAAGGGCCAUUCAGAAUGUAGAUCUCAAAGCUGUGAAUCCUAAGGCACCUGGCCAGGCAUCCCCUCAGGGCAGAGUGCAGAAACAGCUCUUCUGCCACUGCUGGCAGCCACCAGGAGGUCUGUUUUUGGUAGAUGCUGGAUCAGAAGAGGGAGCCCUUGUGACACCCACAGUGCUUAGUCACAACUGUGUCCAAGUUGUGAUGAGGAUGUUUAUUGGCUUCUCUGUUAGACCCCUUAGUGACACAAAGAUAGAAGUGAAACAUUCCCUGCCUGCCAGGAACUCAGAGGUGACUGGGGAGACACACACAGAAAAGGAUCUUAAGACAGACUGUGUUAAGUGCUAGGAAGGUUCGAGAGGAAGAGAUAAGUUUCUCCUGGAGGGAUCCUAGAAAGCAUCAUCAUAUUUCUCUCUCCAUCAGCUCAGUUUUGAACAACUAGGAUGAUGGGAGAACCUUUGUCCUGGUUAGUUUGUGGCUGGAAAUACUUGGAAGUUUUUCCAGAGCCUUCAUAUUCUCAUCAUCCCCACAAAUGUACAUACAUCCUAGGUCACAAAUAGGAGUAGCAAUUCUCUGUCAUAUGUGUGUGUACUGGAAAUCCUGAAUCUUUGUAUAUAUCUAAGAAUUACCCCAGAACCAGUUUCCCAAAGUCUGGAGUCUUUAUAAGUAGGCAAAAUUUGUCUUCAGUGCCCCAGCUCAGCUGCUGUCCCAGAUGCCCAUCUGAGGAUCCCACCACUGGCUACCAGUCAGCUGCCAUACCCCACCUUCUUAUCCUUCUUUCAAGAAGGCUCUCAGGAAGAAACUAAAAUGUAAAUGACUCAAAAGGGGAAUGUGUUACCUCUUCCCAGAGAUAUUUGUUUUUAAGUAGGAUGGAGCAGAGCCUUAAUCCCAAGGGAAAAGACUGUGGAAUUUGGGGAAGGGGAUUUCUGGGUAGAAAGAGCCUUCAUGAUUUUCUUUUAAGUCUCAGUGACUGUAAGACAUACUGCCUUGGAAGGUCUGCUCCACCAUUCGAACACUGUUGUUUUACUUUCUUUCUUUCUGAGGGAAUGCAUAUGCACGUGCAUCUUGCACGGCAGCAUUACACCCAUUUUGGAAUGUAAUCCUUGUAUUGGCUAAUGUGUUUUCUGCUCUUUCUUAGAUGCAAAUCAUUAAUAAUGUGAUCUAAUAUAAUAAUCUUUUGAGAGGUGUUUCUUGAUUAAGUAGGUAAUUUUGAACACCUCUUUAAAUACAGCUAGAAAAUAAAACCAAUUUGUAAAGCCACAUUUGCAUAUAACACCAACCUCACAUCUUUGUAUAUCUCCCAAAAUCCAGGUAUGCCUCACCAAUUUGCCCAUCUUUAAUAAAAUAAUAUGUUAAAAUGCAUUACUUUCGCUUCCUAUGUAUGCCAAAACAAGGAACAAAUAUUUGCAAUUCCUCUUUUGUCUUCAGACAUUUAGUAAUAUAAAGUACCUAUUUUUAUGCUGAAAUAUUUCUACAGGUUUAUUACAGCCAGUGCAGCUAACUGACUCAUGCCUUGCAACACAUUUUGAUAUAUUAGCCAUGCUUCCAGGCAAAGGCAAGCCCAAACUACUUACCUUUUAAGUCUCUCUGGGAUCAGUAAAAGAAAAAAAAAUCAUGUGCUUGAGAAGUGGGAUUGUAAAUAUGUAUAUUUAACUUUGUAUAGCCCAUGUACCUACCUUGUAUAAAAAAUAAUUUUAAAAAUUUGAAUGAAAGGGUGGUUAAAUAAGGAAGUCAUAAAGUUUUUUGCCUUUUUAUUUAAAUGAAAAAAGUCCAAAUAACUCACCUGCAGACUUUUAGCACAAAAAUAGCCAUCAUACACUGUUAAAAUUUACAACAAUUUAUUCUCUUGGGAAGAGAAAGUAUAAUCUCAUUUAUAAUUUUUAAAAAUUUCAUUUCAUCGAUGGAUUUUUUGCAAUCCUAUUUAUCUUCAGUUGUAUUGACUUCUAUUGCUAGAAUAAGUUACUACAAAAGAUCAUUUUCUGAAAGAAAAGCAAUUGACAUAUAUAACCAGUUAAUUUAAAAGUGUUCCAUUUAAAUUAUACACUGAGAGCAUGUACUAUGCCGACACAGAUUUUUUUUGUUCAUUUAUUUUUCUUUCUUGCAGUGGAUUUGAUAGAUGUGUUGAAUUACUACCUUUGUUGUACAUAUUAUUUAAUAAACUUUAUUCAGAAUUGCA
Molecule: messenger RNA, 7974 nt
Organism: Heterocephalus glaber (naked mole-rat)
Lineage: Eukaryota; Metazoa; Chordata; Mammalia; Rodentia; Bathyergidae
Source: RefSeq, a predicted model, not a curated record